This is a messenger RNA of Batrachochytrium dendrobatidis JAM81, 2037 nucleotides long. RefSeq lists its product as uncharacterized. The record is from RefSeq and is a predicted model, not a curated record. Bases 1 to 2037 code for a protein of 678 amino acids. NCBI's taxonomy places the organism in Eukaryota, Fungi, Chytridiomycota, Chytridiomycetes, Rhizophydiales. The transcript has 4 exons.
AUGAGCAAUCAUCGAGGACAUCCUCGUAAAUCAGGCUCUCCGCCCCCAUCUUACAAGCCGUAUUCUAGUACUUCUUUCCGAGGAUACACUAACCCACCAGCCAAUCAUAAUUCAAACAGUAGUUUACGGCCAUAUGUAAACGGCUCUCAGUCUCGAGCAGCAACUACUGUCCAGCGACUACCUGAUCUAUUCCAGCCACCUACGUCUGAAGGACUUAUUGAUGGAUUUAAAAGAGGCGGUCACUUUGAUGCUCUACGAAAAUCCCUUUUGGAAGACUUCCAAGUUAGUGCACAAGGAAAGCACCUUGCUGAUCAACUCGACGCUUAUCUAAAGACACAAGCGAACAGGGUGAUGGACCAAACCAAGCUGUUUCCUUCUACCGAGGAUGCACUUUCUGGAAAUGUUGGCAUGCAGGCUCACUUGCUAUCUGUACUGAAUAAAUCCCCUAUUCUGGAUCAACUUCCACAGGCAAUCAAUAGUCACUUGGCAUCCGAGGACAAUCGACGACGUAUUCGAAACGGAGUCUAUAGAGUAUUGGACAAAAUCCGCAAUGAUGCUCGCCAAGCUGCAAAGGAGGAAAUGGAAAACAAAGCAAUGGCUUCCGAACCAAUAGUAGAUUCUAAAUCAACUGUCCUGCCGGUUAGCAAGUUGAUACCUUUUGCUUCAAAUCCAUUAGAAAAUGCAUCAAAAAUAACUGAUGGAGAUCGUCUCAAUCAAUCCACUAAUAUCCUUACAGGUCUUGAACCGCACACACAAAAGACCACCAAUGAGCCAACUGAGUUGCUUACAACUGACGAACUUUCCAAACAAAGCAAGAUGGAUUCAGAACAUGAGGUUGGAGAAUUGAGCGAGUCCUCCACAGAAAACACAGCCAGUGCUACACUGCCGGAUGAUCUAAAAUCUGCUGUAACUACAUCUUUAGUUGAAAAUAAUCCGUCUCAUUCCCAGUCAGAAUCCUAUGCGCCUUCCAACAUCCAAACAACAGACCAUCAUGAAGAUAAAAGUGAUGUAUAUUUGCACGAUUGUAAAGAUAUGCAAGAAAGUAACAGCCAGUUUGAUAAAAAUCAAUCUACUACUGAAAACUUGAGUGACGAUACUCCUAUGACCGAAUCCACACACAAAACACAGCUCGAUGAAGUAGGGCCAAAUAGUAUGAUACUCUCUUCAACUGUUAAUGAUAAUUCAGCAAAAAAGCGAAUUGUCAGUGACACUAUAGAUUCUUCCAAAGAAUUGUCUGUGAAGCGGCCACGACGGUCAACACUACGUGAAGAUGUUCAAUCCAACUCGCCUUCAACAUCACAUGGCAACCACCAAUCCAUUGGCAAAGAUUGUGAUCAAGAUUCUUUUCGUGGAACUAUUUUGGAUCAUAGCCAGACUGGAGAUGACGGCUCUAGUGAUGCUGAUGCAAAAGACAUUGGUCUAUCCAAACCACUUCAAGGUAAAGCCACAGUCAAAUCCUUAACCCAAACCACAAUAGACUCUUCUGAUAAUACAGCUCAACCAUCAAAAAAAGAACAUACCACAAGCGCAGAUUCACGUAGCAAACCUAAUUCAAAACGACUGAAUAGCGAACGUAAAGGAAAGUAUCGCAUUGGCUCAGUUGUAGCAGCAUUUGUGUUGGUAGAAGAGGAAGAAAGUGAUACAGAGGAAGGGCAUAGUAGCACCAACUCUACACCCAAGGAAUCGUGUUAUCAGGUUGUCAUUGAUUCAUUUGAUCCUGCUACUCAAAGAUAUCAUGUUGUGGAUCCAGAUCCAGAUUCAGAUUGUGAUCAGACUGCUUGGGACGUGCUGGAACAUAAAAUUGUCGAUUUCAAAGGACUAGCCAAGGAAAAACGUUCUUAUGUUGUUGGUGAUCGGGUAUAUUCAUUGUUUCGAGAUAAUGACGACAGUGAUGAGGAACAAACAACAGAGUUUUAUCCAGCAGAAGUGGUUCGCGUUCUCAAGACUGGUGUUGCUGUUCGGUUUGAAGAUGGCGAUCCCAGCGUUGCCGCGUAUGAUGAGAUAUUCAAAGUAGACGAUAUCGAACCUUGUCCAUAA